CAAUGGGUAAAUCUAAUAGUAAACUUAGUGAAGACCAAUUAAGAGAGUUACAACGGUGCACUAAAUUUAACAAAAACGAACUUCAACAAUGGUAUAAAGGUUUCUUAAAAGACUGUCCUUCUGGAGAACUUGAUAAAACAGAAUUUCAAAAGAUAUAUAAACAAUUCUUUCCCUUUGGCGAUCCUUCGAAAUUCGCUGAAUACGUAUUCGAU
Molecule: messenger RNA, 212 nt
Organism: Funneliformis caledonium
Lineage: Eukaryota; Fungi; Glomeromycota; Glomeromycetes; Glomerales; Glomeraceae
Source: the annotation of a GenBank genome assembly